CUUGUCGCCUUUUAAUUCUGGUCGUUUUUUAGCGUAUUUAGACUACUGGCAUCAUUGUCGAAUAUAAAAAAAAUGUUGAGAGACUUUCACUACAGAUGGAACAUUAAGAAUGGGGAUCAAUGGUUUCACGGUUUAGAAGUGGUUAUUGUGUAAGCUCCCAGCUUUACAAUUAAUGUUCCCUUACUAAUAAAUCAUGUGAGAACAAAAAUAGCCAAUCAGUUUGUUGUUAAAUUUUCAGUGUGUAAUAAUCCGAUUUCCACAAUAUGUCAGCCUAUAUAUAUGACAGUAUCAAGGGUACACUGCUGGAUCCCACGGCAUCCUUUCGUUCCAGCACAUUACUCGAUGAGGAGGCAGUAAGGAAGCUGCGCGGUCAGUGGAGUGAUUAUAUCUUUAGCCUUCCCAAGACGCCUUUCGAAUUGCAGCUGGCCAAGUCUCGGGCGGAUCAAGCCCUUGAGUUGGUCAGAAGCAAGCAAAAGGCAGUCGAAAGACAGGGCCCAUCCACUCCGAAACGCUGCCGCCGUCCCCUCACAGAUCUGCACAAUUCGCCACGUACCACUAGCCGGAUGAAGCAAGUUCUCGAGACCCGAAUGCGACCCUCCAAAGUUAAAGAGCCCGAAUUACAGUACAACCUGUGUCCGCAAUGCGGCCUUGUCAAGGACUCGAUUUUAAACCAUGAACACGCCGAGAGGAGACUACAAAAGUUGUUCGAGCAGCAUCCCAGUUUGGUUCCAAAAGGGCGGAAUAGAAAGUCGCCGGGGUACUAUAGAAUACUAUAGAAUGUGGACAUUUCUUAAAAAGAAGGCAGUAUUCUAUGUGUUUCUCAGAAUGUACUUAGGCUCAUAUAAUCUUCAGUUAUAAUUAAUGUUGUA
This is a messenger RNA of Drosophila suzukii, 869 nucleotides long. RefSeq lists its product as uncharacterized. The record is from RefSeq and is a predicted model, not a curated record. Lineage: Eukaryota; Metazoa; Arthropoda; Insecta; Diptera; Drosophilidae.